This is a messenger RNA of Phalaenopsis equestris, 1809 nucleotides long. RefSeq names its product premnaspirodiene oxygenase-like. The transcript has 2 exons. The record is from RefSeq and is a predicted model, not a curated record. Gene Ontology annotation, molecular function: iron ion binding; heme binding; monooxygenase activity. Bases 30 to 1526 code for a protein of 498 amino acids. NCBI's taxonomy places the organism in Eukaryota, Viridiplantae, Streptophyta, Magnoliopsida, Asparagales, Orchidaceae.
CAGUCUAGUCCCAAAACAAACUGUGAGCCAUGGAAGCACCAACUUCAUCCGAAAUCCUACCACUAAUCCUCCUCCUCCUCCUCCUCCUCCUCCUUACACUGAUGAAGAAGCUUAAAACCCACAAAACCUCCAAUACCUUUAAGCUCCCUCCAGGACCACCGAAACUCCCAAUCAUAGGAAACAUUCACCUCCUUCUGGGUGACCAUCCCCACCGAAGACUGCGUGACCUCGCCAGGAAAUAUGGCCCUCUGCAUCUCCUCAAACUCGGAGAAAUAAACCAUAUAGUAAUCACAUCCCCAGAACUUGUCACCAAGGUUAUGAAGACCCAUGACAUCAACUUCGCUUCUCGGCCUGAGUUACUUGCCAGCAAAAUCAUCUGCUAUAAUAGCAUGGACAUCGGCUUUGCUCCUUACGGUAAAUACUGGUCACAGCUACGAAAAAUAUGCACAGUUGAAGUACUCGGCGCCAAACGCGUCCAGUCUUUCAGUUUCAUAAGAAAGGAAGAAGGAGAUAACCUUGUGGAUAGGAUCCGCAGGGCGAGGGGAUCGCCGGUGAACCUUAAAGAGAUGUUUUUAGCUUUGACGAGCGCGACUAUUUCUCGGGCGGCUUUCGGGAAGGACUGCGCUCAUCAGGAAAAAUUCCUAAAUGCGACGAGAGAGGCGUUCAGGCACUUGUCGGGAUUUGAUAUUGUUGAUUUCUUCCCAUCGUUGGGGUUCAUUGGCAAACUUACUGGUUCGAGGACUCGGUUGGAGAGAGUGCAUCAGCAUUUAGAUGAGAUCUUGAAUGAGAUUUUGGAGGAGCAUCAAGCAAAGAACUCUCAGGGAGAUGAUUCUGGAGAGGAUAUAGUUGAUGUUUUGCUAAGACUUCAGAAACAUGGGCAGUUGGAUAUUCCUCUUUCGUCGGACAAUAUCAAAGCUGUUAUAUUGGACUUAUUUAUAGCAGGUACUGAUACCACAGCUUCAACUAUGGAGUGGCUUAUGUCUUUACUCAUUAAACACCCAAACAUCAUGAAGAAGGUUCAAUCAGAGGUAAGAAAUACUUUCCAAGGAACAGCAAAUAUAGAGGAGAGUGACAUAAGCAAGCUGCCUUAUUUGAAUCAAGUUGUCAAAGAAACCCUUAGACUGUAUCCAGCAGCCCCUCUACUGGCUCCUAGACUUUGUCGCGAGACAAUCGAAUUAGAAGGCAACACAAUACCAGUUGGAAGUCGGAUAGUGAUCAAUGCAUGGGCCAUCAUGAGGGAGCCGAGAUGUUGGGAUAAUUCAGAGAGCUUUCAACCUGAGAGAUUUGAAUAUACAUCAUAUGAUUUUAAAGGGUCUAAAUCCGAGUACAUUCCUUUUGGUGGAGGAAGGAGGAUGUGUCCAGGCAUCGCAUUUGCAAUAGUUGGCUUAUCUUAUUGGUUUGCACAAUUACUCUUCCACUUUGAUUGGGAGCUCCCUGAAGGAAGAAGGCCUGACGAAUUGGACAUGGAAGAAGAUUUUGGUUUGACAGUAUCUAGAAAAAAUGAUUUGCUCCUAGUUGCCACUUGAUACAAGUAAUCCUCCAAUGCGUAGAAAAAAUAAUAUAUCAUGUUUUCCUAAACGAAAAACUAGUACCUUUACCUUUUGAACCGUGUUUUUAGACAGUUCUUGCAAAAUUUACUUGUACAUCUGUUGUAUGAUACUGUUAGGCCCUAGGCCCAUGAAUGUGAUCAUUGCACUGUUACAAGUUGGCUUUUUACUUGCUGCACACGAAAACGUCGGGAAAAAAUGCUUCCUAAUGCACCAUGUAUGCACAAAUCAUAUAAAAAUAUCCUUUUUAGGAAUUUAUUAA